Puntigrus tetrazona (Sumatra barb) is the source of this 1847-nucleotide messenger RNA. Its product is annotated as gastrula zinc finger protein XlCGF8.2DB-like. Gene Ontology annotation, molecular function: DNA-binding transcription activator activity, RNA polymerase II-specific; RNA polymerase II cis-regulatory region sequence-specific DNA binding. Bases 549 to 1394 code for a protein of 281 amino acids. The record is from RefSeq and is a predicted model, not a curated record. NCBI's taxonomy places the organism in Eukaryota, Metazoa, Chordata, Actinopteri, Cypriniformes, Cyprinidae. Gene Ontology annotation, cellular component: nucleus. Gene Ontology annotation, biological process: regulation of transcription by RNA polymerase II. The transcript is spliced from 3 exons.
CCGCGCUCGCGCGUCUGAUUCGGCUGACGGACAGGUGUGCGCUUUUUUUAAGUGUUUAAAUCCAUCCAGAUGAAGAACUGCACUCAUCCUCGACUAGUGCCGUUACAGAGGGUUACUUUCUGCGAGUGAUGUGCACGAGGAAAAGGAACGGAAAAAGUGUCUGCACACGAGUGUAAAGAUGGUGUUUGUUAAAGAGGAGAGUGAAGACGUGAAGAUCGAAGAAACACGAGUCAAACGUGAAGAUGCCGAGGAACAAACAGAGAUGGAGUUUAUUAAAGAAGAGAGUAAAGACGUGAAGAUUGAAGAAACCUUGAGAGUCAAACAUGAAGAUAGCGAAGAACAAACAGACCCGACGGCACUAAACGAGAAGAGUCAAGAACCGAACGGAACGGAGGAGAAACGUCAAUUUGACAAUCAGCAUGAUUUUAAACCGAUUGGUUGGGUAAAAACAAUCAACGGCAAAACAAUCUCGAGAAACGCAAAGCCUCAAUUCCCACUUAAGAGUAGGUCCCGGAGAGAGACCGUACGCCUGUCAGCACUGCGGCGAAAUGUUCAGUCAAAAAGAGAGCCUUAAAGUCCACACGAAAGCUCACGCGGAAAAGAAACCGUUCGUAUGCUCUCUGUGCGGACAGAGCUUUACACGGGAGAGUCACCUUAUUAUCCACACGAGGAUCCACACGGGAGAGAGACCUUUCGCCUGCGAGCAGUGCGGGAAGAGUUUCAGACGAAAUGGAGAUCUCAAGACUCACAUGACGAUACACACCGGAGAGAGACCGCACACCUGCACCGAGUGCGGCAAGUAUUUCACCCAGAAAAAAAACCUUAAAGUGCACACGAGAAUUCACACCGGAGAGAAACCGUACACCUGCCAGCUGUGCGAGAUGAGCUUCCUACGGAGCGGAGGUCUCCGGAGUCACAUGAGAGUUCACACCGGAGUGAAGCCUCACGCCUGUAAACUGUGCGGAAAGAGUUUCACGCGUCGUGAGAACUUCACGUCUCACAUGAGGGUUCACACCGGAGAGAGGCCGUUCGUGUGCGUUCUGUGCGGAAAGAGUUUCAGCUACAAGGAAAGCCUCAAUUAUCACACGGCGCUUCACUCGAGAGAAAACCGCUUUAAAUGCCAGCAGUGUCAAAGUCGUUUCGCGGACGCGAGUCGCCUCGAGGAUCAUGUUCGAAUUCACGUCGGAGAAAAGCCGUUCAUGUGCCGUCACUGUGGGAAGAGUUUAAAAAACAGCUCGAAGCUUGAGAUCCACGCAAGAGUUCACACGGGAGAGAAAUCGUUCGCCUGCUCUCAGUGUGGAAAGAGUUUCACGGUAAAAAGGAACCUAAAGGUUCAUGAGAAUUUACACAGGAGGAAGAUUCACCAAUCCAAGCAAGCGGAAAUCACUUGCUAACUCAUUUCAGUAAGAAAUUGCAGUUCUUCUCCAAAAAGGAGCAGCAACUUUUUGAUUUCUACUUUCUCGUUUCUUUAGAAAGGUAUUACGUUAAAAGUAAUAUCCCGAUUUUGAGACUAUCUUCGUGAUUGUAUGACAUUUGAACUCCUUCUGAUGGGUCUCGUUUUUAGAUUUCUUGAAUAUUUUACUAACUCAAGAGUUCCUCCUACACAACACUCGAAGAUGUACAAAUCUCCUAACUAAAGAAACCAAUGGUUGGAUAUCGAAAACUGGUUCCAUUUUAGAAGCAGGUUAACAUUUCCAAGAACUAGUUAUUUGAUAAGUUGGUUUAUCAGGAGUAUAUUGGUUAAAAACGUAGGUAAAAGUUCCUAUUGUGUGUUCGGUGUUGUUUUUUUCAUGUUAUUUAUCUGCAAUUGAAUGCUUUGUAAAAAGACAAUAAAUCUGCUGUCUGUU